AACCUCACAACGUCCACAAGGAGGCCCUCAACACGUCGACGUUCAAAUGGAAUGGAUAGCAAUCAGGCCAAGACACAUGUUUGCCCCGUUACACAAUGUCAACAACGUUUUAAACGUCUAGAACACUUGAAGCGUCAUAUGCGUAUCCAUACUCAGGAGAGACCCUUCAGUUGUCCUAGUUGUCAAAAGGCCUUUAGUCGAUCUGAUAAUCUCUCUCAACAUAUGAAGACACAUCAACGU
Molecule: messenger RNA, 240 nt
Organism: Cokeromyces recurvatus
Lineage: Eukaryota; Fungi; Mucoromycota; Mucoromycetes; Mucorales; Mucoraceae
Exons: 1
Biological process (GO): sexual reproduction
Cellular component (GO): Ste12p-Dig1p-Dig2p complex; Tec1p-Ste12p-Dig1p complex; nucleus
Molecular function (GO): DNA-binding transcription factor activity
Source: RefSeq, a predicted model, not a curated record